GGGAGGACUCCAUGUCCCAUCACACUACGCGGCGCUGGGAGGGGGGAGUAAGAGAAGGGGCGGAGCCAGCAGCGGGCGGAGGCGGCUCAGACACACUCAGCGCAGAGACACGGAGGAGGAGAGAGAGCCGCGGAAAAAACGGGGAUUUACCGGAGAACAGUAAAGGCGCACCGUGUAAUCCCAAGAACAAGCACCCCCACCGGAGUGUAUAGAGCAGCGACCAAUCGAAGGGAGGAGCAAAAAGGGCCUGGGGGAAGGAUAGAGAGAGAGAGAAAUCCCCGUGUGUGUGCGCGACUGGGGUGAGAGCCAGAAUCCUCGCACGGGCAGCCGGGACUAUCUGGACUACAGUCUUAUAUCUGGGGGUGCCGCCUGGGAAUUGCAUCACCGAGGUCGAGAGAUGAUGUGACUAUGCUGAGCGUGACGGGAGCCGGAGCAGCCAUGAGUGGCCGAGAGGAGCAGGAGCCGGCGGGGAGCGAUCUUAGCCCUACAGGCCUUGGAUCCCCAGGCUUGGAAAAUGGGGAAGUUACUGUUGAAAGGCGAUCCCUGCACUCCAAGGAAACUGAAAGAAACCGCAGAGUGACCCUGGUCUGCAGACACCCACGAUCAAGAGACACCAAAUACAGUGGAAGGAGUGCAAAACUGAAUUCCUCUUUGGCCCACUCGGAACCCCAUCUCUGCUCAUCGCAAGAAGAUGAUUCACAACCUCCACGUAAUGAGACCUGGAGCCGUGCCAACAAGCCACUCUGCCGCCCAUCAGCAGGCCCCCCCAGACUGGGAGUAGAUGGAAUAAUCGCUUUGUUGAAGAGCAAGUGUGGUAAUGGACGUGUAAACCUACAACCUGUAGUGAGGUUGAUGGACAUCAUGAAAGAUCUCAGCCAACUGUCCAGUGAUCUACGAUCUAGUGGAGUACGUUUGGAUUGCACCCAUGUUGCAAGCUCACCUUCGGACUCAGAGAAUGCAGAACCUGGAUUACAGUAUAGUUUCUUCUCAUCUCAGAGUUUGGCUUGUGGUCUAAGAAGCCCUGAGGAAAAGUUCUCUGAGACUGUGGAGAAAGAGCCAGUUCCUGUUUCUGCUAACCCAGACUCGAUGGAAUCUGCCAGUUCAGAAGUCUUGAGAGAACUAGCAGCUCUAGCUUGGAUGGAACCUCAACAAACAGAAAGUGAAGGAGAGAGGGAGGAGAGGCUUGGGUGGAGAUUGGAAGAGGUGGAAGAAACUAGAUCCCAAAAGGAAGAGGCAUCAAAAGAACAUGACCAUAGGGAAAUUGAAAAUGUGGGGUCUAGGGAGGAGCAUCUCACUAAACAGAAAGAUGAUGAGUCAGGUGAGGAACCAGAUGAAAGUAAACAUGAGAGUGAGUCAGGGGAGGAACAAGGUGGAAGUAAGCAGGAAGAUGAUUCUGGAGAGGAGCAAGAAGACCCCAGACAAGGAGAGGAAUCAUCUGGAGAUGAUCAGGAAGAGAAUAAACAAGAGGACUCAUCUGAGGAAGAUCAGGCGGAAAGUAAACGGGACGAAGAGUCCUCUGAGGAUGAGCAGGAUAUAGAGGCUGGGGACAAUGAGGCAGAAGAGCCAAAAGAUGUCAAAAUGGAGGAGCAGGGUGAUAUAACAUUAGCCCAGGAAAAUCAACUUAGUUUGAAAGAAGUGAGUAUAACUAGACUGGAUUCUGAUCUGAAAGAACAGUCAUCUGAUGAGGAAAGCAGGGGAGAUAAGGGAAAACACAAAGAGAAAUCAGUAGAAAGGGAAAUUCUCAUGGAGACACAAAUGGAGCAGUUACCCUGGAUGCUCCCGCUCUUUUCUCCCUCAGUUGAUAACAUCAGAAGAAUGUCCUUUUCUCACCGUGGUAGGUUUGGGCACAGAGGACGCAGGGGUGAUAGGCCAGGUAGAGGACGAAGAAGAAGACCAGGUAGGCCACGAUCUUCAGAGAGCCUUUCACGAGCGUAUGUGAUGCCACCCUACCACCGAACCUCUGAAGAGCCAAGGGCAUAUCGGCUACAUGAACAAAACUUACAUUUUACACACUCCAUUAAUCAUCCCCCAACCAUGGAAACACCUAAAGAAGAAGGUCCCCCCAAAAAGCCGAAGCGCAAGGGAGUCCGUAAGAUGGUGGUUCGGAUUGCAAAAAUCCCCAUGCCUAUGGGUAGGAGAAACAAAACAAGCUACAAAGUGUCUUCUAUCAGCAGUACAUUGAGUGUUGAGGGAGGAGAACUGAUAGGUGGAUCUGGCCCAGGUCCUACAUCACUUCUCAAAAUGAAGAAUAAUGGGCGCAAUGUUGUCAUGGUGUUUCCACCUGGUGAACUCCCCAUCAUUCUUAAAAGGAGGCGAGGAAGGCCUCCAAAAAAUCUUGUGUUAGCACGUGAAACCCCCCCAAUGCUGCUCCAGCCUCCCCCGAAAGAACAAGCAGCACUGCCCCCUCCAACUUCCAAGCCUCCCACACCACUACCAGAGGGUGAAAUGGUGAAAAAGCGGAGGAGAAGGAAACAGAAACUUCCAUCUCCCCAGCCAUCAUAUGUGGCAGAUGCCAAUGACAGCAAAUCUGAAUAUAGCGAUGUGCUGGCAAAGCUUGCUUUUCUCAACAGACAAAGUCAAACGGCUGGGCGCAAUUCACCUCCCCGCUGCUGGACUCCAACACUGCCAGAGUCUGUACACCAAGCCCCUGACACUCACAGCAUUUCACAGUUUCUUCACAGAGUGCAGGGUUACCGCAGAAGAGGUGGGCGUGGUGGUGGCCCUGGCCGGCGAGGAGGAUGUAACAGCCAUAACCCAGAGUUGUCCCGUUGUUCCUUCAGUGACUUUUUUGAGGGUAUUGGUAAAAAAAAGACCAAACCAAGGUCUGUUGACCCUCUUAAGCCACGGAAACGGAGACAGCCACGAGCUGAGCCAGAUCCCAGUGCUAAACCCAAGCGUAAGAGGAGAUCACGUAAGAAUGGUGCUCUUCUUGGUGAAAUGGGUGGAGAGUGUAGUUUAGGCUAUCAAGGUACAUCUGAGUGGGGACCUGAAGGUAAAGGAACAUCAUGGCCAGCUCAGCUUUCUCACAGCCAGUCAGGUGGUAGACACUGCAGUUAUCAAGGGCAUGAAAACAGGGGAUUUUCUGCAAUGCACAGCGGAUCCCCUAACAGACCCAGUUACUAUGCAGGAGCUGGAUCAGUGUCCCAUGCUGAGGGUGGAGGGCAGGACCGCCACAGCCUCUUUACUGGGUAUUUCCGCUCCCUCCUGGACUCAGAUGAUUCUUCUGAUCUUGUAGAUAUUGCCACAGCUGCCCAGAGACAAGAAGCCCGCAAAUCAGCAUCAGUUUUCUCUGGAUCAUCUUCUUCUCCUAACACCCGAGCACUUCAGUCCUAUCCCAACUCCCGGGGCACUAAAGCCAGUGCUCAAGAAUCAGCAUACCAAAGUUCAGCACCAGCCAGGCAGCAGUUUCCACCAAGUCGAGGUUCAUCAAAUUAUGCAGCAUUGAAUCAACAAGACUGCCAUGGCUCUGAUGCCUUUCAGAAGCUGGUGUCUCGCUCACCCAACUCUCAUCAUGCUGGAGGUUUUGGCCAAUAUAGUGGUUUCUCCGGAAGUGCUGGUCAAAGUCUUUCCAGCCAUGGACUUUUUGCACCCAGCAAACAGUAUCCCUCUGGACCCACAGAUUGUACAAGCAACAAGGACUGUAGUUUCUCAUUCAGUGGAGGUGGUAACAGCCUCCCUUCAUCACCAGGCAGUGCUCACAGUGGCACAGGUUUCAGCCAGCAACAGCAACAAUUGCCUGUUGUAGGAUCUGGAGUCAACAUGUGCAAAAACCCCUUCUUUAAUACAUCAGAAGUACCCCCCUUUCUCCCUCUUAGGAGCGAGAGUCGAUCAGGCACCUCCUCACCUGCCAAUUACAUGUUGCCUAAAGCUGCUGGAUCACUCUUCCCUGGGGAAAAUAGUCGUACCUUUCCAGGGACUUCAAGUCAGUGGGGUUUUAGGCAGGGUUACAGCCAGACAGAUUGGGGACCUGAUAGUUUUGGACAGCUGUAUGGUUCUAAUUUUGAUUGUCACAUGACAGAGUCCAAUGUUAUCUUAGACAUUAGCAACUAUACUCCUCAGAAAGCCAAACAGAACACAGACAACAUUUCUGAAUCAUCCUCUGACAGCACACAGUACACACAGCCUGCGACUGGCUAUCGCAGGGCAAACAGUGAGGCCUCAUCUAGUGAAGGGCAAUCCAGUUUAUCAAGCUUAGAAAAAUUAAUGAUGGAUUGGAAUGAAACUUCCUCUGCCCCUGGAUUCAGCUGGAACCAGAGUGUUCUCUUUCACCAGACUGCUAAACCUGGUCGGGGGAGAAGGAAGAAAGCUGAUAUUUUUGAACCUUCACACCCACACCACCAUCACCUGGGCUUCUCCUCAUCCUCUCCUUCUUCCUCCUCUUCCUCAGCUGCUGCUCCCCCAACAGGCUUUCCCAAUAAACGAGGCGGUCCGAGAGGACCAAGAGGUGGUCGUGGUGCGGGCUGUUCCACAAACAGGAAAGAAAGAGGUUCAGGAAAGGCUAAAUUUGUCCCAAAACCACCUGCUCCACCUCCAUCAUCCUCUGUGGGCUCUAUGUUCCAGGAGUCCUCAGACCUAGGAUUGGACUGCUAUAGUGGAGAUAGUAGCAUGUCACCUCUGCCCUCCCACUCACGGGCAUAUGGUGUAGGUGAGCGAGAUCCCCCUUGUGACUUUUCUGGACCUUAUUCCAUGAACCCCUCUACCCCUUCUGAUGGCACAUUUGGUUUCCAGAGUGACUCCCCUGGGCUGUGCCCUCCCACAACAGAGCUAGAGCCUGGAAAACACUUCUCUCACCUCCCACCAUCCGGAAGUGCUGCCUCUGGUGCCCCACAUCCUCCUCCACCACCACCUGGCCUGGGUUAUGAACAUCCCAUGCAAGACUCUCCUUUUUCUCCCAACUGCUCCCCUACACUUGAGCUACGGCCAGGGGAGGGAAGGAAGCUAAUACCCUCUUCUCACUCAUCCUGUGAUUCCCUCAAACACAGUUUGCCUCCACACUUGCCCUCUUGUCGUGAGCAACUACCACCCCAACCCUCCACACAUCACCGCUAUGAGCCCCCCAGUUGCAAAAAUGCUGCCUACUGGUACCCACCUCGCAGUCCUCCUUAUGAUGGAAAAGGGGGCUUACUUUCAGACUUUAUGGGCAGGCGGGGGGAGGGAGCAUCUUGUCUGAGCCCUCAUAUCCCCAGCCCUAAAAGGGACAAAGAGACGCUGGACAUGAUGAGAGGACACCACAGAGCCCCAUACCCUUGUCCAUUGCUCAGUGAUAUCACUCAUUCCCCUGUGCAAAGAGACUCCAUGGUGCAACUACAGGAGACCUAUCGCUACCCAGCCUUUCCCCCCCAGGGACCCCCAGUUCUGUCCCCUCCCAACAUGAAGGGCGGGUUUCUGGGACCUGAAAAUAUUCCCGAAGACAACUUUACAGUCACCUCCCUUUAGUGGGGUGACAUGUCCGGAGUCAUCAAGCGCAGCAGAGGCCAGGGGGUGAGCUCAGACCCCUCCUCCCUCCACCGAAGCCAGAAGAAAUGCCGUGGGAUCUCCCUUCUGAGCCUGCACCCCCUAAAUCAUACGAGUGUGCUCUUCAUCUUACCCUUGAUCUCUGGGUCCCUUACCUUUUAUUCUUUAGUUUAUUUUUUUUCAGUUUUUUUUUGUUUUUCUUCCUCUUCACAAAACCAGCAAAAAUUGUACAUAAGAAAUUUUUUAAAUGUUGCAAAACUGUACAAAAAAAAGAAAAAAAAAAAAAGAAAGAUACGAAGGUGGGGAGUGUGUGUGUGGGGGGAGGGGAGGAGAGACUUAUCUGUUAUUCCCUCUUGGUCAGCCACCUGCAACACAUCAGCAUCUCUGUUAAAGAAAGGGUUAAAGGCCCCCACACCCUCAGUACCCAUAGUCUGUGCCACCCUCCCUCUCUCCCCCCCAUCUACCGGCUGCACUGAAAUUGCGUAUGUUAAAUCACCACCCUCGGCGGUUACAACUAUUUAUUGUAAAUAAGGAUUUCUCAUAAAUUGUGUAUUGUCCAAAAA
Molecule: messenger RNA, 6017 nt
Organism: Xenopus laevis (African clawed frog)
Lineage: Eukaryota; Metazoa; Chordata; Amphibia; Anura; Pipidae
Gene: ahdc1.S
Product: AT-hook DNA binding motif containing 1 S homeolog
Exons: 5
Coding region: 409-5436 (1675 amino acids)
Cellular component (GO): nucleus
Source: RefSeq, a predicted model, not a curated record